Messenger RNA from Penicillium brevicompactum, 441 nucleotides. RefSeq lists its product as uncharacterized. The record is from RefSeq and is a predicted model, not a curated record. The transcript has a single exon. Lineage: Eukaryota; Fungi; Ascomycota; Eurotiomycetes; Eurotiales; Aspergillaceae. The coding region runs from base 1 to 441 and encodes 146 amino acids.
AUGCAGCUUACCCAGCUCCUCCUCGCUACCGGCCUCUUCGCCUCCUCAGCCUUCGCUGCUCCCGCCGCCGAUGGCAAGUCCAUGAUGGCUGCCGGUCCCCAGUGGACUAUUCAGAACGCCAAGCGUGUUUGCAACACCGAAAACACCUCCUGCACCUGGAACUUCGGCAUCUACCCCGGCUCCGGCGCUGCCACUCAGUGCACCUACGUCGUGAAGGGCAACACUGCCUCCCGCGCCAACGGUGGUCCCUCCAACUGCGGUGGAUACACCGUCACCUCCGGCUGGAGCGGUCAGUUCGGUGAGGGCAAUGGCUUCACUACCCUCUCCGUUGUCAACAACAAGGCUCGCCAGAUCAUCUGGCCUGCUUACACCGACAAGCAGCUUGCCGGUGGCAAGGUUGUCAAGCCUGACCAGAGCUACGCUCCUGCUGCUCUCCCUUAA